UGUCACAGACUCAUUGAAAAUUUAAAUUUUCAGGCUCUUCCCUUAAAUAACAAGCAUAAUGCUUCGUGACCUAACUAAAGACUGUCAGCUCGGUUGUUUUUCAUUAAUAGCAAGUUUUACAUAACAAAAUGAGAAAACUACUUUGCGAAGCUCUCACAGUAAUUUACCUUGACAUGCUGAAGAAACAAAACAAGCUCUUCAUCUAAACGCAUCUUCCCUUUACAACAAAUCGUGGUUGAAUUCCGACGCGCGAAGUUUAGAGUUUCUGAAUCAGAUCAGUUUAGAAAAUUGAGGUUUCGUGUGUCGAAUUCCGUUCUUAUGUUUUGACACUUUUAUAUUUUCUAAGUCAAAAUUUUCGUUAAGAAAAGUAAGGUAUCGAAUUCCAUUUUUGAGAUGGAUGGAAUUGUUUUUUUAAUUGCCUAAGUGUUAAGUUUCAGAAUGAUUUAAAUCGCGGUUGAAUUCUGACUUCAGAAAUUUUGAAUUUCUAAAUGAGAUCAAUCUUCAAAAUUUUAUACAUUGAAUUCCAUUUUUAGUGAAAAUUUUGAGUUUUAGCAUUUUCAUUUUUCAUAAAAAUAAAAUAAUAAAUAAUUAGUUCAAAAUUGGUGUUUCCAAUAGAUUACAUGUACAAAUUAAAGAACAUAUUGUAAAAGUUGUGUAUAAUUCUAUACAGGACAAUGAAACACAUUUGUCAAUAUAUAGUUUAUUUUUUGAUGCUGACCAUUUCUUUGGCAGUUGAACUCCCAAGAAUAAAUGAAGCAUAUGAAUCAGCAAAAUAUUUUGAAAAUACCAAGAACUUACAAGAAGCGGCAAAAAAAGAGAGACUCCUAAAGACAAAUAACUCAAUUAAAAAUGACAGCAAUUUUAAUGUAGCACUGUAUACAUGGUUUCCGUGGUUUGAAGAAAUUACUAGUGAUCCUCUAAAGUCAAAUACACUGCCAACGAAUGAUAGUUCAACUGAAUUCAUUUCAAUAGCAGGAAUUGGGUAUUGGCAAGAAAUUAAACUUCACAGCACAAAUCACAAUCAUAGGAAAACCAAUACUAUAACCCACUUGAGUUCUACAUCUGCACUGGAAGGAAGAGAAGCAGGAUCAUCUAUUCCUUUUCUGAGAAAAACAACUAUUUUAGCAAUAAUAAUAGCAAGAUUUUGCUAUUUUUUCAUGAUGUUUUAAGAGUGUUACAUAUAACCUAUGCUAUAAAUAUUAUCAGAGCAGUUUGUUUUUUGAAAUGAUACAUUGCAUUAGGUUGUUGUAUAUGAAAUGCCCCUUUCUUGACUGCAAACACAAAAAAAAAAUAUAUAAAUUGAAAAAAACAUUUAAUUUUUCUCUUAAAUUAGGAAAAGUCUUCCACUUUAUGAAAUCCGUGCCUUAUUUCAGAUUAAAAUUU
Messenger RNA from Parasteatoda tepidariorum (common house spider), 1383 nucleotides. The record is from RefSeq and is a predicted model, not a curated record. NCBI's taxonomy places the organism in Eukaryota, Metazoa, Arthropoda, Arachnida, Araneae, Theridiidae.